Messenger RNA from Eimeria tenella, 945 nucleotides. RefSeq lists its product as uncharacterized. Bases 1 to 945 code for a protein of 314 amino acids. NCBI's taxonomy places the organism in Eukaryota, Apicomplexa, Conoidasida, Eucoccidiorida, Eimeriidae. The record is from RefSeq and is a predicted model, not a curated record. The transcript has a single exon.
AUGCUGCCUUUCGACCGUCUGGUGUUGUGCGGCGCCCCUGCUGCGUCUGCCUCUGCUGCAGCAGCAGCUGCUGCUGCUGCUGCGCCUGCUGCGCUGGUGGCAGUGCACGGCAUGCUGGGCGACCGCAGCUCUUUGAGGGACUUCUGCAAAGGCCUCGAGCCCCUGCUGCCUCCUGGGAGGGUCUUAAAAGUAUAUUUGGUGGAUUUGCCAGGCCACGGGGGUUCGGGGGCCCCCGAGGGGCCCCUGACGGUGCCGGGGAUGGCUGCUGCGCUGCUGCAGCUGCUGCAGCAGCAGCAGCUCGAGAACGUGCUGCUGCUGGGCCACAGCCUCGGCGGCCAAGUCUGCAUGUGUGCUGCUUUGGGGGCCCCCCAGGGUUUAGUUGGGGGCCUCUGUGUCAUAGACAUUUCGCCAAUUAAUUACUUUGAGCAGCAGCAGCAGCUGCCUGCUGUGGCGGGGGCCCUCGACAUUGUGCUGCUGCUGCAGGCCCUUGCUGCGCUGGACCUCACGGGCCUCCAGUCCCCUGCUGCUGCGCUGCUGCUGCUGCAGCAGCAGCACCCCUCCAUCUCCGACGCAGACGGGGCCUUCCUGCUGCAGCAGCUGCAGCAAACUGCUCCGGGGGGCCCCCUGCAGUGGCGCAUGGCAGUGGGGCCCCUCAGCAGCGCGCUGCAGCGCCGCGAGCUCUGCUGGGGGCCCCCCGAGGCCCCCACGAGCAACAGCAGCAGCAGCAGCAGCAGCAGCAGCAGCAGCUGGGUUUUUGGGGGCCCCGUGCUGCUGUUUAAAGGCUCCAAAUCCCCUUGGAUUGAUUUAAAAAGAGACACAAAUCAAAUUCUUUCUUUUUUUCCGAAAGCCAAAAUUGAAGUUAUUCAAGACGCGGGACACAGCCCCCACAAGGAGCAGCCGCUGCUGCUGCAGCAGCAGCUCAUUCAGUUCUUUUUCAAGAACUGA